AAAAAAAAAAAAAGGAAAAGGCCUGUACCCGGAUUUGAGACCCAAAAAUUGAGCCAAAAUUGAUAAAAUGAGCGGAAUCCGAAACUGCCCAUUUGUAAAACUCUGCUUGCAUGCUUAACACUUAGCUUAAAAUCCCUAAACUCUGCUUUGCUGUGCUGAGUUGUUACUUGUUAGGCAUUCUUUCUUUGGUCACUAACACUGACUCAUCAGUCAUCACUAAGUUUCUUCACCAAGCUAAGCCCUUUUUUUUAAAUGCUCUGAAGUUUCAGUCUUUUUUUGUUUUUGUGUUUUGUGUGUGGCUCUGUGUCUGAGCUGAAAAUGACUUCCUUUGACAGAGACCUUGAGGAGAAGCUUAAGGAGGCUGGGAGUACCCUCCUUAACCCUCCUUCCUCUAUUGAUGACCUUCUCACUCUUCUUGAUAAAGUUGAAAAUCUGUUAGCAAAUGUGGAGCAAGCACCAUCCAAAUCAAUGCAAGAUGCACUUUUACCUUCAUUGAAGGCACUGAUCAGUAAUGAACUUUUGAGACAUGCUGAAAUGGAUGUGAAGGUUUCAGUUGCAUCUUGCAUUACUGAGAUUACGAGGAUAACAGCACCAGAUGCGCCAUAUGAUGAUGAGCAAAUGAAGGAAAUAUUUCAGCUGACUGUAGCAGCAUUUGAAAAAUUGUCUCAUGUGUCCAGUCGCUGUUAUACAAAGGCAGUUUCAAUUCUUGAUACUGUUGCAAAGGUCAGGUCAUGCUUGGUGAUGCUGGACCUUGAGUGUGAUGCAUUGGUUGUUGAGAUGUUUCAAAAUUUCUUAAAAAUAAUUAGGUCCAAUCAUCCACAUGCUGUAUUUUCAGCCAUGGAAACAAUUAUGACUCUGGUCAUAGAUGAGAGUGAAGAAAUUUCGUCGGAUCUUCUCAGUCCACUUUUAGCUAGUGUAAGAAAGGAAAAUCAGAAUGUUUCACCUAUUUCGUGGAAAUUGGGGGAGAAAGUAAUCACUAAUUGUGCUGUUAAGCUUAAGCCUUAUCUCAAGGAAGCAGUGGGGUCUAUGGGUAUUGCUUUGGAUGACUAUGCUCAAAUAGUCACUUCUGUAUGCCAAAGUGAAUCUGCAGAGCAUUUGGCUGAUGAGAACAGGUUAGGAAAAAGGAUAGUUUCAAGUGAGCUACCAAGGACAGAUCCAAAUGAGGCGUCCCUGGUUACCAAGGGUCUUACUUCAGAUACUUUCAAGUCAGCGGUGAUUAAUGGCACUCCAACUAGGAAUGAUGAAAAUUUGAAAAAUGUAAAAUCUUCAAAAAGAUUACAGAGUUGCCGUCUUACUAAACAUUCCAAAACUGUUGGUGCAAGCAGCAAUUCUGAACCUGACAACUUAUACUCUAUGAAGGCAGCCAAAUCAGCAACUGAGUCAGACUCUGUUCCAAAGAAAAGGGGUAGGAAACCUAAUUCUUUAAUGAAAUCUGAGGAAGGCUAUGAUCAUUCUUGGAUUUGUACAGGAAGAAAGACUUCGAAGCUAGGUCGUCCAAGAAAGUCUCAUGAUGGGGGAGUUGAUGAUUCACCUUCUGAAACACCGGAUACUAAGGCCCCUUCACCAUUGGUGCUUGAAAACGUGACUGAGCCUUCAAGUUUGCAACCUAAAACUAACAAGAUCAUAACUACUGCUUCUCUGUCCCCAGAUCAUUGCCUUCCUGAUGCAAGCCAUCCUAAAAGGGGACGGCCAAAGAAAGUAGGGAACAACAAGAAUCAAGAUGCCAAUCAUCAUUCCCUAUCAAUGUCAAAGGGAGGGUUCUUGAAUGCUCAGGUUGAGGAGAAAGCCCUACAAUCUGCAGAUGUUAGUUUGAAAAAGGAAUCUGAAGUUACAAAUAACUCUGAUGCAAAACCACAGCGGCACUCUAGAAAAGUUCAAAUUGCUAUAAAGAUCAAUGAGGAGACAACUCAAACUCCCAGCCAUGUAGUCUCAGAGAAGGAAGCUUCUGACCCUUCUGGUCCUGAGGAGAAACUGUUGCAGCCAUCAGAUAUGAAUGUAGGGGUAACGAAUAUCAAUAACAGGUCGUCAAUCCAAACAAAUAGCAAGAAAAGGAAGAGGAAAUAUGCUAGUUCUGAAAUGGAUAUUACUGAAGCUUCGAAUUGUAAGACAAUUUCUAAGUCUGCAACUAAAUCAGCCAAUGGAGAUGAAAGUUACUUGGAAGAAAGCCCUAAAACAAAACUCAGGAGGAAGAGUGCUGCAAAGGGGGAGGAUUCUGGGAAGCCUGAUUUUGAUGAACGUUUGGUUGGUUGCAAAAUAAAAGUUUGGUGGCCAAAGGACAAGACGUUUUAUGAAGGUGUUGUUCAUUCUUAUGACUCUGUUAAAAAGAAGCACCAGGUGUUAUACACUGAUGGUGAUGAAGAAAUAUUAAACCUCAAAAAGGAACGCUGGGAACCGAUUGUAGAUGAUGUUUUGCCAGAAGGAGGUCAGGAGACUGAUCUUCCAAAAGCUGAUGCUUCAUCUGAUAUCAGGCCAAAUAAGAGGAGAGGGAAGACCAAGUCAGAGUUAGCAAAACAAGAGAAGCCCAAUUCUUCUUCAAAAAUGAGUGGAACUUCAGCCAACAUGUCUAAAGUCGAUUCUGCAAAAAGUGGUGGUAAUUCUGCAGAUGAUCAAGAGCUUGACAAUCCUAUUAUUGUUUAUGAAUGUGUCAAUAACCCAUCUAGGACAGUUGAGGGAUCAAAAGAUGUUGGCCACCAAAAAUCUACUAGCAAGUCAAGUAUUGAGAGACUAAAGAGUGGUAAUAGCAUGAAGCCCAAGGGAUUCCUUUAACUUACAGGUCAAGUAUGAAAAAAGGGUGCAAAGAAAUGGAGGUCCUUCUAUUUACCUGAGUUAGACAAGGUUGUGUAUAGAGAUGAGUAGUGACACAGGCUCACAGGCUUAUAAUUUUGGCUUUAGUACAGGGGAAGUGUCAGUUAUAUUAUCUUUCUUUUGUUUCUCAUGUAGUUUCAGAAGAUGGUUUUUGUCUUCAAGGAUUGGGCUAAAUAUAAUAUCAUAUUUUGAACUCUCUA
This is a messenger RNA of Quercus lobata, 3005 nucleotides long. RefSeq names its product Tudor/PWWP/MBT superfamily protein. The record is from RefSeq and is a predicted model, not a curated record. The transcript is spliced from 14 exons. Lineage: Eukaryota; Viridiplantae; Streptophyta; Magnoliopsida; Fagales; Fagaceae. Gene Ontology annotation, cellular component: chromatin; nucleus. Bases 319 to 2766 code for a protein of 815 amino acids. Gene Ontology annotation, biological process: mitotic sister chromatid cohesion; DNA repair.